CUUGGUGUCCAUUUGCAGCUCACAGCAACGAGCAACAACCAGGUCCAUCGGAGUAACGGAUACAGAGGAAAGUUAUUUCCUGAAGAUAGAGCUGUUCUGCUCCUAACAGCGGGUGGAGCCAUGUCCUCUUCGGCUUAGAGACCCCUUACCGCUGCUACCAAACGCGAUGUCCCACCCCAGACGCAGGUCCUGCUCAUCCUGGUAGAAGAUUGUUACCCUUCCCUUCUUUGUGGACAGCGAGGCUUGCAGAAUCGAAGAACAUUGUCGAUGGCCAUGCUCCCGGAGAACCGUCGCCCAAGGGUGCCGCUUGUCAGACGCAUGACAAUGGGCUGGUUCUUACUGCUCGCUGCACUGCUCCUAUCCUGCGUCGCCACAGUCCUCGGCCACCAGAACAGCGCUGCAAGCUCGGUUGGAGCAGGCUUUAACCCGCCGAACUUUCCUCGAGCCGGUCUUCUACAAGAAGUUCUCACUUCCUCCUCAAGUUCGCCGUCGCGAGGCGGCUCGGUGGACGAUCUGCAGUCCGGAAGCGUGGGUAUCUGUCGGCCUACAGGACACAUCAAGGAUGCCCAAUGCGACUAUGAGACAGUCGAGGCGAUCAAUGCCGACUUUUUCGACCGCCUAUCGAGCAUAGUUCAGCAAAAGUAUUUUCGAUACUACAAGACUGAUCUGUACAAGGAAUGCCCAUUUUGGUUCGACAAUGGCCUUUGCAUGAAUCGCGACUGCACUGUACAGAAGGCUGAAGAGUCUGAAAUUCCAGAGAAGUAUCGCACAAGCCAGUUGUCCUCUGUAUCGACUACGCCCGAUUCGGAAGUGCACGACAGCGGAAGUGGUCAGGACAAGUGCACCUGCCAUGAGGCCGACUUCUGCCACUGGGAAGAUGAGAACUCGGACGAGGCAGUCUACGUGGAUCUGCUCAAGAAUCCGGAGCGCUUCACAGGCUACGCCGGACCCUCGGCCAAUCGAGUGUGGAAGAGCAUCUAUGAGGAGAACUGCUUUGGCGCUGCUGGGGCUUUCAUCGAGCCACCCCGUUCCAAGCAGUCCGGUGGCGGUUCAGGCUUUCCGCAUCUCGCAUCGUCUGGCAACUCGGGCUCUGGAUUCGGCGUGGGUCUGUCGAGCGGAAGCAGCGGCAGUUUGGGUUCAAGCAGCGAUGUAUCUUCGAACCACCCGCUGCAAUCACUCAUGUCCUCCUUGCAAGGCCCAACAGAUCCAGGCGACUCGGAAGUAUGCCUGGAGAAGCGCAUCUUCUACCGCAUCGUCUCUGGUCUGCACGCCUCGAUCUCGAUCCACAUCUGCGACGAGUAUUUAGACCAAAUGACGGGCGUGUGGGGCCCCAACCUCGAUUGUUUCAUCGCCCGCAUUGCCCAGCACCCGGAGCGGCUGCAGAAUGUCUACUUCAACUACGUCCUGCUGCUGCGCGCCUUGGCAUGCGUUGACGAACAUUACGGCGACCUGGAGCGUCUGAUGCUGCCCGGCCAGGAGAUCGACGACGCCUUGACGCGCGCGGACCUGGCGUCGCUGCUGCAGUCUGCAAGCAACAUCCCAACGACGUUCAACGAGCAGAGCAUGUUCGCCGGCCCGAACGCGCGUGGGUUGAAGCAUGAGUUCAAGCAGAAGUUCAGGAAUGUCAGCAGCAUUAUGGACUGCGUCGGCUGCGACAAGUGUCGACUAUGGGGAAAGCUGCAGACCAACGGCCUGGCCACCGCGCUCAAGGUCCUCUUUUCCAUCGGAGGGACCAGCGGUAGUAGUGGCGAUGUUGACCGGACGGCAGCUGCACACCAACGCGGCGAUGCGGAGCAUGCACAUCCGUACACGGCCCAGCCCGCACUGCUGCGGAGUGAGCUCGUUGCGCUCAUUAAUACUGUGCAUCGCUUUGCUGAAAGCCUCAAAGCGGUGGAGACGUUCCGAGCAUUAUACCAGAAGCGUCUGGCUGAGACGGCGGCAGAAAAUGGAGCGCCUGCUUCGUCGCCAGCAUCUGCGCCACACCACAAGCAAGGGUUGGAUCAGGCCCCAUCUGCAUCCGACGCACCCGCGCAGAUUCCACCGGACGACGCGCCGCGGAUAGCGGGCGCUUCGACAGAGACGUUGGCGCCGUCAUCGUCGUCAUCAGCCAAUCGACGACCCGGUCGACACAGCAAGGUCGUGCCAAGAGGACCGGCACUGGAGGAAGCGCCCGCGGAGCACGUCCGAACGUGGCUGCAGUCCAUAGCUGAGAGCAUGCAGAGGUUCUUGCGCACCUGUCAGGCAUCCGUCGAUCAGUGUGUGCGCUGGAUCAAAGCGGACAUCCAGAACCGGUUCGGCGACGAGCUUUAGUACGAAUAGAAGAUUAUCCUGAUCCGGUCGCCCAUCAAGGAAACGGGAAGUGUAGACUUCUGAACCACCCAGCAAGAACGGCUGUUUCACUACAAUUGUACCAUACUUUACACUAUAAACGGGGGCCACCAUAUUUCGAAGAGACCACUCGAU
Messenger RNA from Tilletiaria anomala UBC 951, 2463 nucleotides. RefSeq names its product endoplasmic oxidoreductin. Gene Ontology annotation, molecular function: protein-disulfide reductase activity; thiol oxidase activity; FAD binding. Gene Ontology annotation, cellular component: endoplasmic reticulum membrane; endoplasmic reticulum. NCBI's taxonomy places the organism in Eukaryota, Fungi, Basidiomycota, Exobasidiomycetes, Georgefischeriales, Tilletiariaceae. The coding region runs from base 325 to 2310 and encodes 661 amino acids. Gene Ontology annotation, biological process: protein folding in endoplasmic reticulum. The transcript is spliced from 3 exons. The record is from RefSeq and is a predicted model, not a curated record.